Molecule: messenger RNA, 1779 nt
Organism: Phymastichus coffea
Lineage: Eukaryota; Metazoa; Arthropoda; Insecta; Hymenoptera; Eulophidae
Exons: 1
Coding region: 1-1779 (592 amino acids)
Source: RefSeq, a predicted model, not a curated record
AUGACCACUGCAGUCAUCAAGUUUCAAAAUGGUAGAGGAAAUUGUUACAUGGCACGAGCUUUACUAGAUUCUUGUUCAACAGUCAACUUAAUUACUGAAGAAUUUGCUAAUAAAUUAAAAUUACCAAAAUUAGCUUGUUCAAUUAACAUUGGGGCAGUUGACGGUUCGAGCACUGUCUCAAAUAAUUAUGUCAGAGCCACUUUUCAUUCUGUUUACAAUAAUUCCAGUCAUGAAUUAAAUUUCUUAAUAGUUAAAAAAAUUAUUGAUUAUGUGCCUAAUGAAACAUUUCCUCGUGAACGCUUUGAUAUCCCUAAAAAUAUUAAGCUCGCUGAUCCUGAAUUUCACGUUCCUAAAUCAGUCGAUGUUUUGUUGGCUUCUAAUACUACCUUAUCGUUGCUAUCUGUAGGUCAAAUAAAACUUGAUCAUGAAGGUUCUCAGAUUAUCUUUCAGAAAACUAUGUUAGGUUGGGUAGUUGCAGGAGGUUCCCAUGUUCUAACACCUUCAAGUAGAGCAUCUUGCAAUGUCGUGAAGUUGGAUCGACUGCUUGAGAGAUUCUGGAAUAUCGAAGAUCUUGAUCACGAGCCAUUGAAGUCUCGCGAUGAUGUAGCAUGUGAACGACAUUAUGUCGAAAAUACUCAACGUGACGAGUCCGGAAGAUAUAUCGUUCGUCUGCCUUUCAGAGAUAACAAAUUCGAGUUAGGUCAUUCUCGAAGGCAAGCUUUACAGCGUUUUCAAGCUCUCGAAAGAAAAUUCGGAGCCAAUCCAUCGUUCAAGGAACAAUAUGUAAAAUCCAUGGACGAGUACAUUGCUCUAGGUCACAUGACCUUGUGUGAUGAUGAGUCAAAAGAUGGCUAUUAUAUCCCUCACCUUGCUAUAAUGAAGGAAUCCAGCGAGACUACGAAGUGCAGACCUGUCUUCGAUGCUUCUGCAAAAACUUCCAAUGGUAUUUCGCUCAACGAUGUUCUUAUGCCUGGUCCUACAAUUCAGGACACCAUUUUCAAACAAAUCUUACGAUUCAGAACACAUCAAUAUGUUGUUACUGCAGAUAUCGAGAAGAUGUAUAGGCAGAUUCUUGUGCAUCCUGACGACCGAAAAUAUCAAAAAAUUUUGUGGUAUAUUCAAGGUAGAAUUCGUACUUUUAUCCUCAAUACGGUGACAUUUGGUACUUCUACCGCUCCAUUCCUUGCGAUUCGUACUCUUCAUCAGCUUGCGCGAGAUGAAGCGAAAGAUUUCCCUCAUGUCAGCAAGCUUCUUCUUCGUGACUUUUAUUUCGAUGAUUUCGUAUCCGGUGCUGAUUCUAUCGAAGAAGUUUUGAGUAUCCAAGAUGAAAUGACCGAGCUCCUAAGUCGUGGUGGGUUUGUCAUCCGCCAAUGGGCUUCGAAUCAGGUCGCUGCUCUAAGUAACAUAGACAAGAAGAUCUUCAAUCUUGAGUGUGGAGUAACAGAAAACUUUAUUCACAAAACUCUAGGAGUCAUUUGGGAUUCUGAACGAGAUGUCUUCACUUUCUCUGUAAAAACUAUCGACCCUCAAGCUACGUCUACAAAAAGAAAGCUUGUGUCUGAAGUUGCCAAGGUUUACGAUCCUCUGGGCCUUUUGGGUCCCGUAAUUCUUGGUGCUAAGGUAUUGAUUCAGGAUUGCUGGAAAGCAUUAAUCAAUUGGGAUGAAUCAUUGUCACAAAACAUUCAUACGAAGUGGGUAUCUUUGGCUAACCAGCUUCCUUGUUUGCAAGAUUUUGCAACUCCUCGACAUUUACUAUGUCCCAAUGCUGUCUCGGUUUAG